GGAUGAGUGACAAGCGGCGAGCACGAAUCCGAGCGGGGAAGCGCAGCGCCAAACUCAGUUGAGUUUGAAUGCUGGAGGGUGUGAGAGGUUUAGAAGACGGGCUGCAGGAUUUCAAAUAAACUACAACAACAUUAACGCAACACCAGCGGCUAGGUGAUCGUUUAACCUGUGAAGACUCAGGAGGACUUAUCUUGCAGCAUCUGCACACAAUGGAUACAGCAGUAAAAAAGAGCAAUAAAGAGAACACCAAGCCAGUGGCUGGUCAGAAAAGACCUGAGUCCAAAAAUGCAAUACAAAAACAAAAGCUGGUUAGAGUUCCAGCACUGCAGUCCAAAAAUGACCUCAAGGAAGAAAAGAAGAUAAACACUGUAGAAAAAGCUGAAGCAAAAGAAGUCGUCAAACCGGUAACUAAAACCAAUGUGUCAGAUCCUAACAAGCGAAAAACCCUGAGCCAGGCAUUCCGCACCGAACAGUCUGUUCGACACAAAAAACUGGUGGAGGAGGCGCAAAAGCCCCCUUUAACCGUGCCUCCUAAACCCAUCCCUGGCACCUACAAAGGCAGAGUGGUGAAGUCUAAAAUAGACUGUUUUAGAAGGCCCCCUAGUGGGGAAGAGCAGACGGCUGAAGCUAAAUUUGCUAAACCAAGCAUACCCAAGUCUAAACCCAAGACAGGGACUUUGUCGAAAGUCCGCUCGCAGAGUGUUACCACAUUGCCAAGUUCCUCAAGACCCAGACCUCAGCCUAAUCUGUCAAGCAGAACAAAGUCGGUGUCAGAUGCUCAGUUAAAUGUGGUGACGAAACCAGUUCAGAGGACCAUCUCUCAAAGACAGAUCCCAUUUAAAGCUCCAUCAUCUGCUCGACCCACAGUACCUCGCCCAGCAACAAUCCCACCGCAGCCAGCUCCGGUGACCACAGCUCGUCCUGCCUCCACCAAGGUUACCUCGUUUAUCAGAAAGAAGGAACCAGUAGUGAAGAGCAAUAAACCCAAACCUGUAGCAGCUGUUGUGGAGCAGAAGCCAACCAGACCAACUUCAAACACCAUCAGCCAAUACAAAGUGAGAGUGGAAACGGCUGAAGAGAGGAGGGCAAAGCUGGCAGAAUGGCUGGCAUCAAAGGGGAAGACUCUGAAAAGGCCACCCAUAUCAGAGAAAGUGACUCGUCCUGAAAGCAAACCAGCUCCACCAGCCAAAGCCACACAAGAACCCAGUAAGCCAACACAGAUCAAACUGCAAAUGCAGUGUGAGGAGAAGCAGACUGGCCAUGAAGUUAUCAAGCAUGAGAAGCCUGAGCACAAUUGUGUCCCCCAGAGUAAACCAGUGUUUUCUAGCAGUCCAAGCCACAUAAUGAACACAACACUGGACCUGCUGGAUAACUCCGACCUGGAUCUUCCUGCCGAUCCGGAGAUCAGAAUGGAAUCGUUGGUGCUCAACCUGUGUGAUAAACUGGAUGCAAUGGAAACUCUCUCAUCUUGUGACAAUGCAGAUACAAAGACAGAUGAAAGUGACAUGGCAGAUGUUUUGGCUAAUGUCAAGGUGGAAGAAGACACUGAUAAAGAGUUUGAGAUCCUAGAAGAAGAAGACCUGGAAGUAAAGGAAGAAUCUCUAAAUGAUGUUAAAGUGAACAGAAAGGAGGUUAAAGUGCAGUUUGACGAGCAGGAAGAAAAGAAGCUGUUUAAAAGUGAGUCUGACGACGAUGAUGAUGAUGAUGACGACGACGAUGACAAUAUUGAUGAUGAUGAUGAUGAUGAGAAGAUGGAUUCCACACCAGAGGAGGUUGCAGGAGCAUCUGUUGUGAAGUAUAGUGUAAAAACAACUCCAUUCCUUCAAAGUGUUAAGAAGAGAAUUGAAAACGAAGAACAAGUGGCAGGUAGUGGCUCUUGCCGCAAGAGUGCAAUCAAAGACCUGAAGUUUCUCACGCCAGUUCGCCGCUCCUCCCGCAUUCAGCGUAAGUCUUCCCGACUGCCGGACAUGCUCAGUGACCAUGAUCCCUGCGUCUCCUCACUGGCUGAGCUGGUGCAGCUGGAUGAUGCCGACUCCAAUGCCUACAUCUACAGGAAAAACCCAGCGCUGCUCGACCAACUGCCAGACCAACCUGGAGACUUGGAAAGGUUAUCAACAGAGAGAAAAUGAGUGGAAAUGACAGAAGUCAUUUAGAAUGUUUGUUUAAAUGUUUUUAUAGAAAGAGCUUACAAUUUCUCUCCCCAGGCUCUUAAAUGUGGUUUUCUGUAGCUGCUGCUGUGAGUUUGAACAAGCUAUACAGGACGCUGAUACAAAUCCUAUUCAACUCUGAGGAGAGAGUUAAUCUCCUUCUCAGUGGAUAUCACAGGACUUAACAUUUAAAAAAAAAAAUUGCCAGUGUCCUAUAAAUCUUGUCCAACCUCACAACAGUAACUUUGUAAUAAUAAAGUUGUGAUCGGGGUUUGGAUCGGUAUAUUCCGUUAUGAACACUGAUAAACCUUAUAUAAUUUAAGUCUAUCUAACGUUAUUGGUAAUGGAUAAUGACUCAGUAUAAGCAAGCUGCUUUUUUUUUCUUUUUUUAACUGGCAUAUAAGAAAUGUAAGAGCUUUUACGUUUCUCAUUUUUUAAAACAUUAACAUUAAAAAUUAACAUGUUGGUUGGCACAAGCACAGUAUUGUAACAGUAUUGUAAGUUGAGCAAUUUUAACAAAUAUUGUACAAGUUAACAUUGCAUUUACUCAUGCACUACUUAAAUCCUGUAUGAUACCAUCAUGUGGCAUAAUACUACAUACAGUCUUUUCUAAUGCAGCAUGUGAAACUGUAAAAUUAAUUUAAUUUACUGCACUUUCUUAUGGCCUGUGUUUUUAAAGGUGUAUAUAUGACUUUAAUAUGAAUCACUAUUUCAUAGUAAUGUUUAGAUUAAUUUAACAAUUAUUUUUCCCUAAAAAAGCCAUAUGUAAAGAUAUCUAUGGUAAAAAGUGUUACAUUUUCUUUCCUUGUAAGUAUUUUCUUGUUCUGAAUUUUUUUCUGGAAAAUUUUAACUCUUCAUACUUACACAAUUCUGCACACUGGCCUACUACUUUAACAUUUGACAAUUGAUAAGUCUUUGUAAAGGCUGUUCAGGCAUUCAUUGUAAAAUGCUUUGUUUAAUAAAUGUCUCCUCUUUUGUGA
Molecule: messenger RNA, 3127 nt
Organism: Astyanax mexicanus (Mexican tetra)
Lineage: Eukaryota; Metazoa; Chordata; Actinopteri; Characiformes; Acestrorhamphidae
Product: cytoskeleton-associated protein 2
Exons: 7
Coding region: 210-2129 (639 amino acids)
Biological process (GO): negative regulation of microtubule depolymerization
Cellular component (GO): microtubule cytoskeleton
Source: RefSeq, a predicted model, not a curated record